Triplophysa rosa is the source of this 665-nucleotide messenger RNA. Its product is annotated as histone H4. Gene Ontology annotation, molecular function: structural constituent of chromatin; DNA binding; protein heterodimerization activity. The transcript has a single exon. NCBI's taxonomy places the organism in Eukaryota, Metazoa, Chordata, Actinopteri, Cypriniformes, Nemacheilidae. Gene Ontology annotation, biological process: nucleosome assembly. Bases 38 to 349 code for a protein of 103 amino acids. Gene Ontology annotation, cellular component: nucleosome. The record is from RefSeq and is a predicted model, not a curated record.
CUCAUUUAUUCUGUUCGUCAACUAUUCAGUAAAGAUAAUGUCUGGAAGAGGCAAAGGCGGAAAAGGACUCGGUAAAGGGGGCGCAAAGCGUCAUCGCAAAGUUCUGCGCGAUAACAUCCAGGGAAUCACAAAACCGGCCAUACGACGUCUCGCUCGUCGUGGUGGCGUCAAGCGUAUUUCCGGUUUGAUCUACGAGGAAACUCGCGGUGUGUUGAAAGUGUUUUUGGAGAAUGUAAUUCGUGAUGCCGUCACCUACACUGAACAUGCCAAGAGAAAAACCGUCACCGCCAUGGACGUCGUCUAUGCAUUGAAACGACAGGGACGCACUCUGUAUGGUUUCGGUGGUUAAACGACAUCAGUUGGACAUAACAAAAACGGUUCUUUUAAGAGCCACCCACGUUCUCAAUCAAAGAGCUUAUGUUUAUAUCGUAGUUUUAGUUGUCUAAUGCUAGUCACAAAUAAGUGCUUGUGUUUUAUUACGACACUAUUUACAUGUUCGCUAUCCGUGUGAUGUUUUCUACUAUCUUAUAUUAUGUAUUGUUCUCCAUUUAUACCAUGGUUUUAUUUUGGUAUGUAAAAGUGCAUAUCUCAAACAAUUUAACAGUUCAAAUGUUUUCUAGAAAUUGUUUUCUAGUAGUGCGCUUGGUAAUAAAUGUUACAUUUGU